AUGAAAACUAAAAAUAGAAAUUUGGAUGUUGUCCAUCAUGGGCUUGUCCUAGUUAGCGAUGGAAAUGGAAGAGGAAGACCCUCUAGGCUGUUGUUAUCUAAAGAUCAAUUGGCUGUUCAGCUGCCUAGUGAUGGAACGUCUUCUACAGCAGAGCCAACUGAAACAGAUACUCCAGAUGAGAAUGCUACACGAAUCGUAUCAAUCAAAAGAAGAGGUGGAGGAUUGGGUUUAUCAAUCAAAGGAGGAACGGAAAACGCUCAAAAUUUGCCAAUCGUUAUAAGCAAAGUUUUUCCUGGAAUGCCGGCGGAUCAGUGCGGUCAGUUGUACGUUGGAGAUGCUAUAGUAGAAGUCAAUGAUAUAUCAGUUGAAGGAAAGUCUCAUGAUGAAGUGGUCGAAAUGCUCAAAGCUGAAGGCGAUGAAGUGAAGAUUGGUGUCAGACAUUACACUAACAUCACUCCAUAUUUGAAGCCAGCAACAUCUCUUCAGCCUGGACGAAGUGGAAGUGCUUUGGAUAAACUAUAUGAACCUAACACUUGGAAGUCUGCUAUGAAAGCUCAAUCAGAUCUGGGUUUGUACGAUGGUGAAAAAAUAGAUGGAAAAGAUGAAAAGUGGAAAACGGUAACGACUAUUCCAUUACCAAUGGCAUACGUAACCCGUUAUUUGUGGGGAACGGAUAAUAUGAGACCAAAUGCAUUCGAAGUUCGAGCUGUUGAUGGCACAUCUUCGGGGAUAAUUCAUUGCGAAGAUGUUAGAGCCUUAGACCAAUGGCUCGGUCACAUAUACAACCACAUAAAUGCGUUGAAUCAGAAAAGCAUCAAAAUGAGCAACAAAUACUUACAUCAGAGUGAGCAGAUUACAUUUAUUGGAUGGGUGAAUGAGCAUAUGGGAGAGGGAUUACCAGAGGAUCCAAAACUCAAAUGGGAGCCCCGUUUCUUGAUAUUAAAAGGAGGAGAUGUAUGCUUUUUCGAAAGCCCUCCAUUGAGUUCGGAAGAUUUAAACAAAUGUAUAUAUUUAUAUAAAUGUUAUGACAUAGCUCUGCGUAUGGUUCCUGAUGACUCUCGUCGGUUGGAUAAGAGAGAGAGCUGCUGCUAUAUUGAAACAUCAUUGCUUAGUGGAUUAAAGCACUAUCUUUCCUUUGAUUCAACACAGAUUCUGGAACAAUUCGAGUUCACAUAUUAUAAAUGUGUUUAUAACACAGUAACAUCAAUGCAGACACGCACAUUCGCUUGCAGUUUCGAUGGUAGACCCUGUGGAUUAGUGUUUGAUAUCAAACAGGGGAUAAGUGUAUACGAUAUUCCUACAAAGAGCUAUGUGUGGCAGUACAGAUUCCGAGACCUGCAUUCAUCAAGUGAUGAUGGUAAAGUUCAUGUUCAACUUGUUUUCAAAGAUGAAAGAUGUCUGACGCAGGAUAAGCUUGAAACGAAGGAAAUCGAGUCGGAUGAGGUCAUCACCAUUGCUUUUAACUUGCAUUCGUUUCUCAUAACGAAAGUUGUUGCUGCCGACCCCGAAUUUAUAAAACAGAACCCUCUGCUCUAG
Messenger RNA from Auanema sp. JU1783, 1536 nucleotides. The record is from the annotation of a GenBank genome assembly. NCBI's taxonomy places the organism in Eukaryota, Metazoa, Nematoda, Chromadorea, Rhabditida, Rhabditidae.